AUGAAUGUCUUGACUCAAAUCGCCACACAGUUUCUUAUUACCAAGAACAAUCUUAUUCAGCUAUUGCGAACGUUGAACUUUUCGAAUGAAUUUUUGGAGCAACUACGUCAUGAUCGAAUCACCAUCGAUGAAGGUAUGAUCCGACGUCGUAUCAAAUUAUUAUGUGAGAUAAGUAAAGAUCAAUCCUUUCAAGAUCUCUUCUGUCAUGAAGAUGGAAUCCGUCUAGUAUUUCACACAAAAUUAUACGAAUCUCGAUUUAUACGUUUCCGUACUAGUUUCGACGUUAAAAUUAUCGCACUGAUAUUAAAUGAUCAUCAUCAAACGAUACAAUUUAUGAUCAAUAAUAUUCAAAUUAAAUCUCUCAAUCGACUAUCGAAACCAUUUCGGUUUUGUAUUCAGUCGAAAGCUCGAUCAUUGGUGACUGGAGAACUUGAACGAAUCUUUGCCGAACAAAAUAUUCCUUAUGAACGAUUAUUUAGUGAUAUAAAACGUCCUAUCACGUAUGAAAUCAAUCUAUCAUCGAUGAAAGAACUCGAUCAAUUUCGCGAACGAUAUUUGAUUAUUGGCAACCGUUCGAUUCUUGACUUAAUUCAGAUCACCUAUGUUGAACACUGUGAACAAGCUAUUGUCUUAGGUUAUCGUUUAAACACAACAGUCAACGAAGAAUCAACUAUACAAUUCAUUGAUUGCUAG
Molecule: messenger RNA, 693 nt
Organism: Adineta ricciae
Lineage: Eukaryota; Metazoa; Rotifera; Eurotatoria; Adinetida; Adinetidae
Source: the annotation of a GenBank genome assembly